AUGCGGAUCCAAUCACUGAAUACAUGGGUUGUUGCCUUCUUGGUCACUUCAGCAGAAUGUGCCAAGUUAUUGACUAUCCCAUCUGUUGCUUGCCAAAACAAUCGAGGUGACCGCUACAAUGUCGAAAGAAUUGAGUCCAUUACGGUUGAUACUCGAUUCGCAACUUCGGUCGACAAAGACGGACAAAUCCUUAUUCCACCAACAUUGAGUCAGUUUGCAGAGACGUUUCGAAAUGAUGUUGCGCCUCUUGUUGGCCGCAAGCUCCGCCUUGAGUACGGGACUCUUCCUAAGAAGAACUCGAUCUUUAUGACAAUUGACAAGAAUCGAGGUAAAUAUGUAGAUGCUGCCAAAAGGUACACCUCAGAGGGUUAUUCUCUGGAAACAAGCAAAAAUGGCAUCAUCCUCAAAGGCGCCAGCCCGCUGGGAGCUUGGUGGGGAACUCGAACUAUCUUUCAAGCUCUGGCUCUCAACGGCUAUCUACCGCAUGGAUCUAUGACUGAUUCCCCAGGUUGGGGUAGUAGGGGUGUUAUGCUUGAUAUAGGUCGGCAUUACUACCCACCAGAAUUCCUGGUUGAAAUGUGUUCCUAUCUAUCCAUCUGGAAGCAGAACCAAUUUCAUCUCCAUAUCAACGACAAUCUUUUCAUUAACUUUGAUCUCUACACGGAUAAACAGAUGCGGGAACUCUACUCAGCCUUCAGGCUGAGCUCAACUAGUCCCGCACUCGCUGGCUUGGCAUCUCCUGCCAAUGAGUCGUACACUCACGCCCAAUUCGAAUGGAUUCAACGGCAAUGCGCCGCUAGAGGUGUGACCAUAAUCCCAGAGAUCGACGCUCCAGCGCAUGCCUUGGCUAUCACUAAGUGGAAACCCGAGCUUGCCCUGAGUGGAAACCCGUCUAUGCUCAACAUCAGUCACCCUGGCACCAUACCAACUUUGAAGACCCUCUGGAAAACGUUUCUGCCAUGGUUCCAUACCAAGACAGUGCAUCUUGGAGCUGAUGAGUAUAACACUACUAUGGUGUCCCAGUACAACAAGCUUGUUGAUGAGCUCUAUCAUUUCGUCUCACAAUCCAACAAAAAAGCUCGAAUCUGGGGAACAUUUCCACCUAGCAAGGGUGGUAAGUAUACCAAGGACGUCGUUAUUCAGCACUGGGCACCCUACGAGGAUAACGCAUACUUUGACUUCAUCAAGAAAGGAUACAAGGUCCUCAACUCAGACUUUCUAUUCUACAUCAGUUCCAAAUGGCAUGGAUACUUCGGUCAGACACUGAACAAAACUCUCAUCUUUGGCGGCAAUCCUGAAGGUGGAGCAUUCGCUCCCCAUAUCUUCGACGCCAAAAAUGCGACUAACAACCCACCUCGUGAUAGUCCUGGCGUCAUGGGAUACAUUGCGGCGCAGUGGUCCGACUACGGCCCGUCAGCAUCAACCUACCUCGAGGUGUACUACGCAUGGCGGGAUGGACUACCAGCCUUGGCAGACAAGGCCUGGGGAGGCAACCUCUCAGAAGCUGAGUAUAAUUCUAUUCUCGAAAAGGUCAUCGCGAACAUCCCGGGUCAAAACCUGGAUAGGCGAGUCAAAUCCAAGACCGAUCUUAUACUCGACUAUCGUUUCAGCGAUGCACGCGCAUCCAAGUCGAAACUGGUGCGGGACACUUCUGGCAAUGGAUAUGACGCCGUAAACCAUAACUGCAAGAUCCGUCGGUCCGAGGUUUUGGUCUCAUCAAGAUGCUACUUAGAGACGCCGCUGAGUAGCAAGGGUCGAGACUACACACUCUCAUUUUGGGUCUAUCCAGAAUCACGCAGACAUGGUGAAUUGUUUUCUGGACCGGACUCUGCUCUGCAUCUCGGGUAUGGAACAAGCCCUAAUGUGACACUUGUCAGUGGCAAUCAUGCCUAUUCUCUCAAUUAUUCGCUGCCCACCAACAUUUGGACUCACGUCGAUCUUUCCGCCCGUGGAGGUUCAACAUUCCUGAAAGUCUUUGAGAAAAACGCUGCAAAGACGAUGGAGUUCUUAGCAGAGGUUAAACCAAAUGGAGUGAUGGGGAGCAAUGGCGUCAUGACAAUCUGGAGACCAAUUGCUAUUGAAGCUCCCUUGAGAAGGAUCGGUAGAGGUUUUGUUGGCAAGAUGAGAAGUAUCUCACUCAGAGGGACUGCCUGA
Fusarium odoratissimum NRRL 54006 is the source of this 2154-nucleotide messenger RNA. RefSeq lists its product as uncharacterized. The record is from RefSeq and is a predicted model, not a curated record. Gene Ontology annotation, biological process: carbohydrate metabolic process. The transcript is spliced from 3 exons. NCBI's taxonomy places the organism in Eukaryota, Fungi, Ascomycota, Sordariomycetes, Hypocreales, Nectriaceae. Gene Ontology annotation, molecular function: beta-N-acetylhexosaminidase activity. Bases 1 to 2154 code for a protein of 717 amino acids.